This is a messenger RNA of Aspergillus steynii IBT 23096, 2560 nucleotides long. It is a transcript of the gene rcoA, whose product is annotated as putative transcriptional repressor TupA/RocA. Gene Ontology annotation, molecular function: protein binding. NCBI's taxonomy places the organism in Eukaryota, Fungi, Ascomycota, Eurotiomycetes, Eurotiales, Aspergillaceae. The coding region runs from base 395 to 2152 and encodes 585 amino acids. The transcript has 8 exons. The record is from RefSeq and is a predicted model, not a curated record.
GUCUGUCAUCGAUCUGUCUAUCUAUCCCAUCCUUUCCUCCCAUCGGUCCCAUCAAUUCGUCCAUCGCCUACUCUCCCGGGCUUUCGUCUAAUUGCCUCCACCUGCCACCUUCGACUCGCUCGCUGCCGUUGUUCCUUUUCGGAGCGCGCUGUGAUGCGGCUGCGUUGACCUUCCUGCCAUCAAAGCAGUCUCUGUCGUCUCUGGUCAGUCCGGUCGCCGAAUUGAAAACCCCGUCGUUCGUGUCUCGCCCUCUCGCCGCGAACAACUCACCCUCAACCCCAUCGCUCUUCCCCCCCCGGUCGCGGAAGGGCUUUGCUACCGCCAAUCUGCUCCCUUUCCCUGUGCCUCUUGCUGCCUCGAAGCAAAUAGAUCGGCUCGGAACGUCUUACGCGCAAUGUACAACGCACAUCGCGGGAUGGUUCCCGCGCCCAACUCCCGUCUGACGGAGCUGUUGGACCAGUUGCGCCAGGAGUUUGAAAACCAGUCAAGAAGUACUGGCGAGUUCGAGCACCAAUUGACUGGGCAACUUCAGGAAAUGGAGAUGAUUCGACAAAAGGUCUACCAAUUGGAACAAGCACAAAUCAAAAUGAAGCAAGAUUAUGAAGCGGAAAUUCGGGUGUUGCGACACGAGCUGGAGUCGCGCGGUGUGCCAACUGUCUCGUCUCACAUUCCCGGUCCUGCACCGCAUGCUGGCCCUUCUCAGCCCCCUCCACCCGCACUGGGCCAUGGCCCAAGCAAUCUGUUCGGUGGGAUUAUGACCAACCAAGGAGGUAGUGGUCCCGGUCUUGCCCCUCCCCCUCCCCAGGAUCAGCAGCCUCCCCAGCAUACCCUUCAACAGCCUGCUCCCGCGGCUCAACAAGGAGCCCCUCAACCGCCGCAGAGCUCCUUUGGGGGAUAUCAGCCUGGCGCUGCUGUGAACGGCUAUGGACCCCCUCCUCCCCCAACCGCCUCCCCGGGUCCCGGCAAAAGACGCGCUCCUCCCGGACCGGCAACUCCCCAGCAAACCCACCAGCUGGCCUACCCGGACCCUCGCGUGUCCCCUCAGCUCGCGCGGCCUACUCCUCCUAGCCAGGCUAUCGUGCGCGAACGUCCCGGAAACAUGCUGGCCAACUGGAAUCCCGAUGACUUGCCUGCUUCGCAGAAGCGAGAGGGGGCCGACUGGUAUGCCGUCUUCAACCCCGAGGUGCAGCGAGUGCUGGACGUCGAGCUCGUCCACCAUCUCGUCCAUGACAGCGUCGUUUGCUGCGUUCGUUUCAGCCGCGAUGGAAAAUACCUGGCUACCGGCUGCAACCGCUCCGCUCAAAUUUUCGACGUCACCACUGGUCAGAACGUCGCCACCCUGCAAGACGAGAACGUCGACAAGAAUGGAGAUCUUUACAUCCGUAGCGUUUGCUUCAGCCCGGACGGAAAGUAUCUCGCCACUGGUGCCGAGGAUAAGCAAAUUCGGGUGUGGGAUAUUGCCGCUCGAACUAUCAAACAUAUUUUCACGGGUCAUGAGCAGGACAUUUACUCCCUUGACUUUGCCGGCAAUGGCCGCUACAUCGCGUCCGGCAGUGGGGACAAGACCGUACGUCUUUGGGAUAUCCUAGAUGGGAAGCUUGUCUACACACUCAGCAUCGAGGACGGAGUGACCACGGUCGCCAUGUCCCCUGACGGUCACUACGUUGCCGCCGGUUCUCUUGAUAAGAGCGUUCGCGUUUGGGAUACCACGACCGGAUACUUGGUGGAGCGCCUUGAGAGUCCGGAUGGCCACAAAGACAGCGUUUACUCGGUAGCAUUUGCACCCAACGGUCGGGACCUUGUCAGUGGCAGUCUCGACAAAACGAUCAAGCUGUGGGAGCUUAACGUUGCCCGCGGAGCCUACCCCGGAACCGCGUCCAAGGGUGGCAAAUGCAUCCGGACCUUCGAGGGUCACAAGGACUUCGUGCUCAGUGUCUGUCUGACUCCCGACGGUCACUGGGUGAUGAGUGGCUCUAAGGAUCGAGGCGUUCAGUUCUGGGACCCGAUCACCGGAAAUGCCCAGAUGAUGCUUCAGGGACACAAAAACUCCGUGAUCUCGGUUGCUCCCAGCCCCACCAACAAUCUGUUUGCGACUGGCAGCGGUGACAUGCGCGCAAGAAUCUGGCGAUACUCCACGUACACUGGACGGUGAUGGCAUAGCAGUUUUCUGGGAAUCUCGGCGCAAAUGUGAUUGUUCCUCGUUUAGUAUCGUUCGUUUAUGUUUCCCGUGUCCGUUCGACGCCGCGGUUAGUUUGAUUUCCCUGGAUUUCCCGCGUUAAUGAAGGCAGCGCAUUCGUUCCCCAUUCCCCGUUUCCCCCCUCUGCAUUGAAUGCAACCUCUCGGGCAGGCGAGGAAGGGGAAGAUUGCCGGUUCAAAUGACCGACGGAGCAGCGCGAGGUGCCGGACCGGAAUGCUUGUACGGAUAAUCUGGCGGUUUGAUCUACUGUUUCUAUGUGUAACUUGGAACCCCUGCUCUGUCAAAGGAUUAUUAUUAUUUUAUUAGUACUGCUGGCCUGGGAAUGAAUUUGUUCGAAGGGCCGAAUGAGCCACCGCACGCAUC